CACUCCGCAUGCUGAGGAGGCUUCAAACCCGUCCACACUGCACAAGAAGAAGGGACGCCAUCUUGGCAGUUUUACCUCCUAGAGGAGAGGAGGGCUGAGACCCGCAGCAGCGAUCGCACGACGCCACAAAAAAAAUCGGAAAGGCAUACGAAGCCAACACGGCCCAACGCCUCCCCCCUUCCCCUUUUCCCCUGUGCUGACAAGGCGCUGAGACAAUGUUUUAUGCCCACUUUGUCCUCAGCAAACGUGGGCCGCUGGCCAAAAUCUGGCUGGCGGCCCACUGGGACAAGAAGCUGACCAAGGCUCAUGUGUUUGAGUGCAACCUGGAAAGCAGUGUGGAGAGCAUCAUCUCACCAAAAGUGAAAAUGGCUUUACGGACAUCGGGACACCUGCUCCUGGGUGUGGUGAGGAUCUACCACAGAAAGGCUAAGUACCUCCUGGCCGACUGUAACGAAGCCUUCAUCAAGAUUAAGAUGGCGUUCCGACCAGGAGUGGUAGAUCUACCAGAAGAAAACCGAGAAGCAGCCUACAAUGCCAUCACACUACCUGAAGAGUUUCAUGAUUUUGACCAGCCACUGCCAGACCUAGAUGACAUUGAUGUGGCUCAGCAGUUCAACUUGAAUCAGAGCAGAGUGGAAGAAAUCACCAUGAGAGAGGAGGUGGGCAACCUUAACCUGCUGCAAGACAAUGAUUUCGCUGACUUUGGCAUGGACGACCGUGAGAUGAUGCGAGAGGAGAGCGCGUUUGAGGUGGACAUCAUGGGUUCAUCAGCUUCCAACCUCCUACUGGAGGCUGAGGGUGGAGCUAAUCAAAUGACGGACAAGUCCAAUCACCUGGAGUAUGAUGAGCAGUACAAGGACGACUUCGGAGACAAUCCCAUGGAGAGCAACGAGGGGGGGAUGCUUGUUGACAAGCUGCUAAGUAACGAGGAUGGAGGUGGCAUAUUUGACGACCCUCCUGCCAUCGCAGAGGGCGUCAUGAUGCCCCAGGAUCACGGGGAGGAUGAGGAUGACUUUGAUGCUCUAUCAGCGGGAGCCCCAGACAGUCCGGAUUCCGGCCCAACCGAACCAGCCCCGGCCAUGACGGACCAGCAGGAACAAACUGCUCUGGCUCACAACGAGGAAGAAACCUUCGCCCUGGAGCCCAUCGACAUCACAGUGAAGGAGACCAAGGCGAAGCGUAAAAGGAAGCUGAUAGUAGACAGCGUGAAGGAGCUGGACAGUAAAACUAUCCGUGCUCAGCUUUCUGACUACUCCGACAUUGUCACAACCCUGGAUUUGGCUCCUCCCACCAAAAAACUGAUGAUGUGGAAGGAGACGGGUGGAGUUGAGAAGCUCUUCUCCCUCCCAGCUCAGACUCUCUGGAACGCCCGGCUGCUCAAGAUGUUUACGAGAUGUCUGACGCCGCUGGUCCCAGACGAGCUGAGAAAGAGGAGAAAAGGUGGGGAGGCAGACAGUCUAGAUGAGUUCCUCAAGGAUCUGGAGAACCCGGAGGUACCAAGAGACGAAGCAGGAGCUCUUCAGCAGAGAGAUAUCAUAGACCAGACCAUCAUGGAGGAGGCCAACGCGCUGCAGGCUUCAGCCAUGGAGGGUAGCAGGACGACGCUGGACGAAGCCGUCAUGCCCCCACCAUCCUCCCAAAGAGGCCUGAAGCGCAAGUCCCAGGACUUAGACCCAACCCUUCCUACAGGAAACCUGGAUGAGCAGCAGCAACAGAUGCAGCAGGGAUCAAUCGCAGCUGCCUCUCAGCAACUUGAAGCCUCCACAGUGAAUUUGCCCCCUGAGGAGACCACCGCUAACAUCAGCCAGCUAAUAGAGCUGGACUUACUUGCUGACAAAGACAAGAAGAAGAACGAUGAUGACUCUGAUGAAGAGGAGGAGGAGGGACAGGGAGGAGAGCAAGACCAGGAGGAGAGGAGGUGGAACAAAAGAACUCAGCAGAUGCUUCAUGGCCUACAGAGGGUGAUGGCCAAAACUGGUGCUCAGUCAGUCAGCCUGUUGGACCUGUGCAGGAACAACAACAGAAAGCAGGCAGCUGCCAAGUUCUACAGCUUCCUGGUUCUGAAGAAGCAGCAGGCGGUGGAGCUCGUCCAGGAGGAUCCAUACAGUGACAUUGUUGCUACGCCAGGACCUCGAUUCCACGUCAUCUAGAAUUAAGCUUCAGGACCAGCAAUUUAAAAGGAAUAAAUUCGGUUUAGAGGGCCUUAUUUGUUUAGCAGCACUGUUUUUAUUUAACUAAAGUCUUAUUGAUUUGUUGUUGUAUGCUUAAUUUCUGCAAACAGAAGUGGGGGAAAAAUUUAUUCAGAUAUCCAGCUUUGAAAAUAUAUAGAAGACUGCAACUUAAACUGAGAAAACUAUUUAUGUUAAAAUGAAUUUAUGUUGCACUGAAUAUGAUGAAAUUCCACCAUCUAACACAUUCAGUCUGUGGUCGUCUAGCUGUAAGAAUCUGGUAUUUAUUGUAACCUUGUGUGCACAGAAUGCAAUAUAUAUAUGUUUUGUAUUUGUCUUCAAAAUACCACAGAAUAGUAACAAAACUCUAUGGAUAAUGAAAAAAUGGGUUUUAUGGAAAUCCUGCAUGCCGUCUCCAGAAAUUAACGUUUGAAUUGCGUCUUGCUUUUCUCUUUAUUUGUUGUUUAUUAUCAGGAUUUGGUUCGUUCACUUUUCUUUUACUGACAAUAAUCAAGCUGUCUGAUUCUGUGUUCUUCUGUUUCAGUAAUACAGUGUUGUUUGUAUGCAAAAUAUUAGUUCUUUUAUACAUAAAACUGGAAAGAAGAACAAAAA
This is a messenger RNA of Girardinichthys multiradiatus, 2780 nucleotides long. It is a transcript of the gene rad21b, whose product is annotated as RAD21 cohesin complex component b. Gene Ontology annotation, biological process: replication-born double-strand break repair via sister chromatid exchange; synaptonemal complex assembly; mitotic sister chromatid cohesion. The coding region runs from base 216 to 2150 and encodes 644 amino acids. Lineage: Eukaryota; Metazoa; Chordata; Actinopteri; Cyprinodontiformes; Goodeidae. The record is from RefSeq and is a predicted model, not a curated record. Gene Ontology annotation, cellular component: cohesin complex; synaptonemal complex. The transcript has 14 exons. Gene Ontology annotation, molecular function: chromatin binding; protein binding.